UAUAAACGCACAACUCCGUACCGUAAACAACACCAUUACUCCAUCUUCUCCACACCAUGACCACAUUCUCCCGCUUUUCCAUACCACUUUCUUCUCAAUCUCAACCAACUAAUACUAUCACAACAAUAUAAACCAAAAACCCAUCACGAAUUUAAUUCCCAAUUCAAAUGGAUAGGUUAGCCGCAGUCUUCCGCUACGGUGCUGAUUCCUCCGUCUGGGAGAGCGGUAGCGACCAUUCGCCGGAAAAACCCACCGCCGACCUUUUCGACCUCGUUAAGUCGUUCAUUGAAAAGGGUGAUUUCGAAUUUAAGGAAGGAGAGACGGAAGAUAGCUGUACUGAAGAAUCAGACGGUUUUUCCUUUGAUUCGGAUGCAGGGGUUGUCAAGUUGCGGAAUCUGUUUGGUUCCUUAGAAAACAAGAACGAGGAAAUCAGAAUUGAAACAGAACAAGCUCUGAAGCUCGUUGGUGGAAGAUCGGUACCGGGGAUUAAUCGUCAAUUGAUGGCACAUUUGCGAAGAAAAGGCUUUGAUGCCGGUCUUUGCAAAUCGAAGAUGGAGAAACUCCGGGCAUUUCCGGCAGGUGAUCAUGAGUAUAUCGACGUCAAUUUUGGUGGAAAUCGAUACAUCGUAGAAAUCUUUUUAGCUAGAGAAUUUGAAAUUGCCCGACCAACAAGUAAAUACGUAUCAUUACUCAACACAUUUCCGGAGAUUUUCGUCGGAACUUUGGAUGAAUUGAAGCAGGUGGUGAAGCUAAUGUGCUCUGCCAUGAAAGAGUCCAUGAAAAAGAGGAAUAUGCAUAUACCUCCGUGGAGAAGAAAUGGGUACAUGCAAGCAAAAUGGUUUGGUUCUUACAAACGAACUACGAACCACAAAGUGUCAGGAUCGGCUGAAGCAGAAACUUCACCGUCGGAAAUGAGUUUACCCUGUUUUAAAUCCUACUAUUGUAGGGGAGAUUUCGGCCGAAAUGCAGGUAUCAGAGUUGGGAAUUUAACUGCUGUUUUUGGUGGCAAUGAGUUACUUCUGUAGGAUUAAUAGGUCAAUAAAGUGUAUAUAAAAUUAGUUCAUAUUGAUAAUUUGUAUAGUUAGGGUUUGAUUCUUAGUGUUCUUCUGCAUCUUUUGGUCCAAAGUUGCACCCAAAUUCAGAGCAAUCUAUACAGAUUUUUAAUUGGGGGGUUUUAGCUUUGAUUCUAGCAACAAAUUCCAAGGACAUACCCAAUAAUAGAUCUAUAUUGUUUUUUAACAAGUGUUCUGGUUUAAUAUAUCAAAGAAUUGCAAACUCGAUUUCGAUCCCAGUUUCGAGCUCGUCAGCCUUCAAGACCUAGAAACCAGAGAAAAUAGAAAAAUUGUAGUCACCGAUAGACGCAAGCUAUUGGGAAAUCAAAGCAGCUUGCCUGGAAGGUGACAGAAAAACUUAAUGUGAGAGAAGGUUCUCAUGAAAAAAGGCUAAAAACUAUGCCAUUUCACUCAUCUCUCCUUCUCAUAAUCAAACAAAACAAGAGAUUCUUAUAAAGAAAAUGUAAGAAGUUCGGUAAGCAGAUUCGUCGAUGAAGAUCAGAUUAGAUCUGAAACAACAACCGGCCAGUAAACUUCCAUGGAUUGAUUUAGCUGCAGCCUCAACGGCAGGUCAAGAACAGGGCCAUCGCCCUGCUCUUGGUACAAUACAGCCUCGAGAAAAACAGAUCGUAAGAAACAAAAUUCAAAGACGAAAGAAAAAAGUUUCAGAGCGACGAAACUGUUGAAGACUGACUGAACGGAAUCGAUAAGCUGGCGAAGGUGUUGAAGAAGCUGCGGUGAGAGGACAGAGGAACGAUGAGGUUGUUAAACCCUAGCGAGGC
Messenger RNA from Cucumis melo (muskmelon), 1834 nucleotides. RefSeq lists its product as uncharacterized. The record is from RefSeq and is a predicted model, not a curated record. The transcript has 2 exons. NCBI's taxonomy places the organism in Eukaryota, Viridiplantae, Streptophyta, Magnoliopsida, Cucurbitales, Cucurbitaceae. The coding region runs from base 168 to 1025 and encodes 285 amino acids.